AUGAAGGCCAUCGAUCCUGCCAAUGUGCUGCCUUGCGAAAUCCUUGCAGCCAUCUUUAUUCAGUUGACACAGCGUGAAUGCCUUGAGUGCAUGGCCGUUUCUCGACAUUGGUAUUCCACUUUACCUUCAUGCGUGCAUGGUGUUUUCUCUUCUAUGGUGCUACGAGGAAGACAUGAUUACACACACAACAACACGUUUCGGCAAUGUCUUGGAUCUCACGUGCGAAAGGUGACCAUUGAAUCAUGCAACAACUCGGAUAUCCUCUUUGGUAUCACAACCAUCCUGGAGACAUAUGGCUGUCGACAGCUUGAAUCAUUAGAACUCUUGAGAUGUAGUGUGGAUGCAAGGAUCUUAUCUUUUAUCCAAUCGAUUUCCACUCAAUUGCAGCAUUUGUUGUUGACCGACUGCUACCUUUGGUGUGAUUCCUUCACAUUCAUACGAUACAUGAUCUCAAUAUGCCCAACAAGCUUAGUCUCUCUCUCAGUGGAUCGAGGCAGACAACAAUUCAGCAUACCAGCGACCACCACCACAUCCACCAUUACUCCUACUACUACAACUACAACAACUACAACUAUCACCACUAUCACUAACAGUGCUAUUGAAACACUACAUCUCAGCGACGUGUACAGUUUGCCCGAACUCUUUGCUAUCCUCGACCAUUGCCCAAAGUUGACCCAGCUAAGCGUUGACACCACGCAUCAAUUCCAUCCAGCCAUAUUGCCUUAUUGUUCACGAUUAACACAUUUCCGAUGGUGUAUGGGAGCGCGACCAUGGAUUCAUUCUUCUUCUUCAAUGCAACAACAAGAUGAUGAUGCGCCAAAGGAGAAAUCAUUGUAUGGAUUGGAUAUUGAAGCGAAGGAUUUGGAAUUAUUCAUGCAGCGAUCAUUUCAGCAUUUACGUUUCCUGGGUCUUCACAGCGUACGCUAUCUUGGGCAACGUGCCAUGUUAUUGAGGAUAUUGGAGCAAGCACAACCAACACUGAAUCAUGCCUACCUUGGUCUCAAUCCAUCAACGGCAGAGGGUGGUGUUCUUAAUGCCCUCCAUCGUUUACAUUGCCUACAAUCAUUGCACAUGACAUUGGAGUUGAAUGAACCAUGGCACGAUCGUAUCUUGCCCUUGCUGCAUGGUAUCCAGGACAUUGCCCAUGCUUCUUCGCACACGAUGGAGUCAAUUGCAUUGGAUGUACCGUUUCCUAUUCUCAAGGAUCUAGACGACAAGGCAGAUGUACUCGUAUCCAUGGGAUUGAUUCCUUUCCUCAAAAAAGUGCGUAUGGAUGUAUCCAAUGUGCAAGAGACAAGUUUACUCGCAUUCCUUGAACGUGCCGACGAGUUGCGUGAUUUAACGAUUGAAUCAGUCAAGCCGAUCUUUUCAUAUCGCUUAUUAUCAGCCAUUGCGUCCGCCAUGCCUCAUUUACGUCAUUUCAAAAUAUCGUAUUGUCCACAAAUUGAAGCGGCUGGGAUUCGACGGUUAGCAGACCAUCAUCAUCACCACAACCAACAAGGCUUAUCAUUGACAUUUGUAUGCUGCCAAUUUGACGAUAACGGUGCAUGUGUCCAAUACGCCAAGGAGAAGCUAGGAAAAGCAAACGUGAUUUACACGCUGGAUGAGGAUGAUGAUUACGUAUUCGGUGCCUAUCCGAACAUUCAGCCCCCUGAUCCAUAG
Lichtheimia ornata is the source of this 1662-nucleotide messenger RNA. RefSeq lists its product as uncharacterized. The record is from RefSeq and is a predicted model, not a curated record. The coding region runs from base 1 to 1662 and encodes 553 amino acids. Lineage: Eukaryota; Fungi; Mucoromycota; Mucoromycetes; Mucorales; Lichtheimiaceae. Gene Ontology annotation, molecular function: protein binding. The transcript is spliced from 2 exons.